Messenger RNA from Electrophorus electricus (electric eel), 854 nucleotides. It is a transcript of the gene tp53rk, whose product is annotated as TP53 regulating kinase. Gene Ontology annotation, cellular component: cytosol; nucleus; EKC/KEOPS complex. NCBI's taxonomy places the organism in Eukaryota, Metazoa, Chordata, Actinopteri, Gymnotiformes, Gymnotidae. Gene Ontology annotation, biological process: protein phosphorylation. Gene Ontology annotation, molecular function: protein serine/threonine kinase activity; ATP binding. The record is from RefSeq and is a predicted model, not a curated record.
GGGCAACCACGAAGAGAAUAAGAUAUGGCCGACAUGGACUCCGCUAAAAACAGAUAUCUUUCCGAAUAUUUACAUAAAGCGCUCAUGAUUAAGCAGGGUGCAGAAGCGCGCGUAUAUCGUGGUACGUUUUUAGGGAAGUCUGCAAUCAUCAAGGAAAGAUUCCAUAAGUUGUACCGGCACCCUGCGGUAGAUGAGAAACUGAGGCGCCGCCGAACCACGCAGGAGGUGCGGUCAAUACUGCGCUGUAGAAAAGCAGGUAUCAAUACUCCGGUCGUUUACUUUGUUGACUAUACCACCCAUUGCAUUUUCUUGGAGGACAUCACUGGCUCUAAAACUGUGAAGGAGCACAUUGUAUCAGCUCAGGCAUCUGGACAUCACAUCAAAUCACUCUGUGCCCUAGCUGACAAGAUUGGCCAAGUCUUGGCACAGAUGCACGACGAAGAUGUGAUCCAUGGAGACCUCACCACCUCCAAUAUGCUGCUGGUAAAAGAUGCCAAAGAUGUCAAAUUGGUUUUAAUUGACUUUGGCUUGAGUUAUAUUUCUGCCUUGUCUGAGGACAAAGGAGUUGACAUGUAUGUCCUGGAGAAGGCUUUCCUCAGCACACACCCUAAUACAGAGGCUCUGUUUGAAAGACUUCUAAAGAGCUAUACUGCUUCAUCCAGAAAAGCUCCAAGUGUCAUUAAGAAACUGGAUGAAGUUAGGCUAAGAGGACGAAAGAGGUCUAUGGUGGGGUAAAAGGAAAUAUGUGAAUGCACAUUUGUGUUCCUGAAUACCAGUUUUAACCAGUAUUUUCAGUUGAUUCUGAUACCAACAUUUGGAUUGGUUUUUGUAAAUAAAGGAUUUCUGAAUGUUAA